Cutaneotrichosporon oleaginosum is the source of this 940-nucleotide messenger RNA. RefSeq lists its product as uncharacterized. The record is from RefSeq and is a predicted model, not a curated record. Gene Ontology annotation, molecular function: oxidoreductase activity, acting on the CH-OH group of donors, NAD or NADP as acceptor. Lineage: Eukaryota; Fungi; Basidiomycota; Tremellomycetes; Trichosporonales; Trichosporonaceae. Gene Ontology annotation, biological process: fatty acid elongation.
GCCCCGACGUCGAGCAUGGAUGUAAGUGGUGGAGGUGCCGGAUAAACCUGCCGGAUGUCACUGCCGGAGAUGGCCGGCCCUCUGCCAUCCGGAAAGAUAACCGACGAGCGGUGGGCACACCUCCAAGCAGCGCCGCCAAACGAUGUCGACUUUCUCCACUCAUCAUGUCCAAGCCCCGCGCGUACCUCGUGACAGGAGCGAGCAACGGCAUCGGCGCGGCGAUCGCCUCUCUCCUCCUCGCGCAGGGUCACACCGUCCUCAAUGUCGACCUGAAGGCGCCAGCCUCGACGCCCAAGGGCAUGGUCGUCUUCGAGGCGGACCUCACGAACGAGCAGCAGACCAAGGACAUUGCGGCGCGCCUCGCGUCCCAGUACGCGAUCGUGGGGCUUGUGAACAACGCCGGCGCGACGCGCCCCGGCACCGCUGAGACCGCGACGCUCGAGUCGCUCGACUUCGUCUGCAACCUCCACCUCAAGGCGAGCCUGAUCUUUAUUCAGGCCGCCCUACCGGCCAUGAAGGAAGCGGGCUUUGGGCGGAUUGUCAUGCUCGCGUCCCGCGCCGCGCUCGGCAAGCCCAACCGCGUCGUCUACAGCGCCACCAAGGCCGGUAUGAUCGGUAUGGCGCGCACGCUGGCUAUGGAGCUCGGCGUGCACGGCAUCACCGUCAACUCGAUCGCCCCAGGACCCAUCGCGACCGAGCUCUUCAUGAGCUCGAAUCCGCCUGACGCGCCCGCCACGAAGGCUAUCAUCAACAGUACCGUGUGCAAGCGCCUCGGAACGCCUGAGGACGUUGCGCGCGCCGCCGGCUUCUUCCUCGACGCAGAAAACGGAUUCGUUACGGGUCAGGUCAUGUACGUGUGCGGCGGGACGACGUUGGGAGUUGCGCCGACGUAGUGGGUGGACGACUUAGAGGGGGACGACGGCCAGGCGGACGGGUAUUG